AUGUCCUUACUUCAGCAUGCAGCUUACAGAGGAAAUAAAGACAUGUGUCGAAUGCUACUUGAUCACGGUGCGGAUGUGAACGAGACGAAGCACAUUCACAAUUACACAUGCCUUCACUUUGCGGCUCUUUCGGGAAAUCGUGAUGUGGUGCAGAUGAUGCUGGAAGCCGGAGCCGACCCUGAUGCCAUGAACAGCAUCAAUCGAACUCCGGGCCAAAUGGCAGCCUUUGUUGGCCAUCAUGCAGUGGUGGCUUCCAUCAACAACUUCAUCCCUAAGUCGAUGGUAGAGUACUACACAAAACCUCAAGGCUUGGAAAAAGAUCCCAAGAUUCCACCAAUUGCUGCUCCUGCUCUUCAUUCAUAUCUCAUUCAG
Darwinula stevensoni is the source of this 372-nucleotide messenger RNA. Lineage: Eukaryota; Metazoa; Arthropoda; Ostracoda; Podocopida; Darwinulidae. The record is from the annotation of a GenBank genome assembly.